GUUUAGAUUAUGUCAGAGUUGUUUUACAUUGAUGUGUUGAUCGAUUUUCCUAAAUUUACCAUGGAAUUUCACUUUAAUUACGUAUAAUAAGUUAAAUCGGAAAAUUUCAAUGCACUAAAUAGUGACAAGAAGUCAAUCUUUAGUAUAUGCCGUUUAUUCUAUUCUAAUUAUUGCAUAAUGUCUCACAAGGAAGACGAAGAUACGUUGCAAGAUGAAGAUGUUUUUAUUAACGAAGAGGACGGAAUGCCGAACAGCCACCCUAAUAUCGGUAAUUUUGCCCAUGAAAGUGAGCCCCAGGACGAGGUAAGCGACUUCGACGAUUUACCCAAGUCCGUAAUCGUGACGAACAUCCACAGUGAAGUGUUUGCGAGUGAGAGCCUAAAAAAGGAGCUAGAAGAACUAUUUCGUACAUUCUCGGACAAAGCCACUUUCCAGUGGCUGCGAAGUUUCCGUCGCUUGCGUGUGAACUACGACAGCCCGCUGGCGGCGGCGAACGCGCGCGUGCAGCUGCACUUGUUCCAGUUCUACAGCUCGAGCAUCAACUGCUACUUCGCGCAGCCGGUGACGCCCGUGGCGUUCACGAGCCUGAAGCCGCCGGCGCUGACCAAGCAGUUCCUGAUCUCGCCGCCGUCGAGCCCGCCCGUGGGCUGGGAGCCGCGCGCCGAGGGCGAGCCGCUGGUGAACCACGACCUGCUGGCGGCGCUGGCGACCCUCGCGCCCGGCGGCUCCUGCGAGCUCCACGCGCGCACGCCCACGCAGCCCGCCAUCAUCGUGCACACCGCGCUCGCUGCCGACGCGCAGCCACACAUUGGAGUCAAGAUACCACAGACACGCUGUCCAGAAUUUUGAAUCGCGUCUAAGCAUAGAGUAUAAAGAGUAAAUUCUCAGCAACAAUCUGAAUUUUCAUGGCCUGUGAUGACUAAAAGCAGGUGUGAAUGGUAUUGCUUUAGUUUAUUUUUCUCAAGAGUAUUUUAACUUAAAGUAGCCUGUGGAGCCUCUGCAGGGUGCAGUGAUAGUGUUGAAUACUUCAAUUAUACACUCAUUUGUGCAAAAUUUCAACUUCACAAAUUAUUGUACAAUCAUUAUUUUAGAUGUUUGUGCAGGAGGAUGGUAACCAAAGAAUUGCAAUCUCUACAUGCGUUUUUGUUACUUAUUUAGUGAUAUAGAUAAAAUGAUUUGUUUAUUUCCCAGCAUUAUAAAUUAUAGCUUUUGGUAUAUUUUUCUUUGACACUAUUGUGUAUGAGUUCAGGAACAGUGGUGCUAUUUUAUUGAUCCCAUGUAUUUCUUCAUAAAAAUUAUUUGCAUGAUUUGACAAUAAUAAUAAAAUAACAUAUCAUUCAAGGUAAAAUUUCAAUAUCUUUAUGUUGUAUAUGAAUAUGUACAUUCAGUGAUGAUGAUUGAAUUUGUAGAGUUUUUUUUUGUAGGUAGGUUGUUAUUUUAAUUUGCCUAAUGUUUUUUUCUUUUCCUAUCAAUUUUACAAUUAUUGUAAUUUUCAUAAUGUCCGGAACAUAUUGAAUUUAAUUGAAUUAUGUUAUAAGCACAUGAAGCAAAUAUACAAUGUAAAAAUUUGUAGCAUGGUAUUGAAAUUGUGAAAUGAUCACAAUGUAACAAUUAAAUAGUUAAAUUUACCUGUAAAUAAAAGUUUAUUUUUGCAAAAGCCAAAAUUAAAUUAAAUGUAGGUACAAUAUCAAUGUGUCUAAUACUUGACCUAAAGAAGUGUUACAUCUUCAUGCAAUCAUGCUCAAGAAGUAAAAUAUCUUAUUCAUGCUAAGUAUUGUCAUUUAUGUCUAUCUAGUCGAUAUGGUAUUUAUAAAUAAAUUCACUGUUAUCAAUUUAUAAAAAACGUAUUUUCAACUUCUAUGUGUUUGCAUAUUACUACAUAAACUUACUCUUCUAAUUGUUAAAUGUUUAAAUUGACUAAACUCACACAUAUAUAUGUAUGUAUGUAGUUGUUAUAUGAUAAAAUAAGUACCUAUACCUACCUAAUUCAGUUUCGAGUUCGAAUUUUUGUGUUCUGCCAUUAAUUUUUUGUAUUAAUAUGGCCCAAUGUUUUAUUUAUGUUAAGAUUUACAGUCAACUUUAUAAAUCAUGAUGUACUUACAUACACAAACGUUUCAAACAUAUUAAAUUCGCAAAAUUUUAAUUCAAAAAGGCGUUGAACAGUGUAAGUACCUAGUUAUGUGUAUUUAUGAAGUUGACUAUACGAUAAUUAUGUGAAUAGAUCCAGAUGUAGGCAGUUCAUUGAAACACUAGGAAUUUCAUAUUGAAUUCAUGCUGGCACGUGCGUCACUCAUUCCUCAUUCUACACUGCUCAUACAAAGUACUCUGUGCACUACUGUUUGGCGUCAGAGGUACCGAUUGCAUGGCUCACAUAUUUCGUAUCAUGGGGAUGAGUGGAAAAAAGGGGGGGUCAUUGCCCAGCAGUGGGAACUUAAUAAAAAAGUCACUUGCAGGAUACACCUAUAAUGUCGCAGUAUUGUUAGAAAAUCCCAUAUAAAUAUCUAUCUGUAGGAUUUUGGUAUAUUUCAUUGCAUGUAGAAUCUACUUACCUACUUUAUUUAAAAUUGUUUGCUUAUAAGUACUUAGAUAAUUUCAACCGUACUGUGAUUUUAAAUUAUUAUUUUUGGUGUAAUAUAUAAAUAUAUGAGUUUUAAUAUACA
Plutella xylostella (diamondback moth) is the source of this 2660-nucleotide messenger RNA. RefSeq names its product RRM_RCAN_like domain containing protein Sra (gene sra). Gene Ontology annotation, biological process: calcium-mediated signaling. NCBI's taxonomy places the organism in Eukaryota, Metazoa, Arthropoda, Insecta, Lepidoptera, Plutellidae. The record is from RefSeq and is a predicted model, not a curated record. Gene Ontology annotation, cellular component: cytoplasm; nucleus. Gene Ontology annotation, molecular function: nucleic acid binding; calcium-dependent protein serine/threonine phosphatase regulator activity.